Molecule: messenger RNA, 4038 nt
Organism: Aedes albopictus (Asian tiger mosquito)
Lineage: Eukaryota; Metazoa; Arthropoda; Insecta; Diptera; Culicidae
Exons: 2
Coding region: 1-4038 (1345 amino acids)
Biological process (GO): DNA integration
Molecular function (GO): zinc ion binding; nucleic acid binding
Source: RefSeq, a predicted model, not a curated record
AUGGAUUCGUUCCGGAGGAUCAAACCGUUCGAAAUGGGGGCUGAUCGGUCGCAAUUGCCAACCGAGUGGCAGAAAUGGAAAAGAGAGCUUGAGCGUUAUUUCGAUGCAACUGGGUUAUCUUCUCAGUGGGAAAAGCGAUCGAUGCUUUUGCAUCUGGCAGGGCCCGAGAUACAGGAAAUUUUUGACCACUUGCCAGGAGUCGAUGAAAUCCCGCAAGUCUUGAUCGAUCCUCCGUAUUAUGACGUGGCAAUCCAGAAGUUGGACGAACACUUUGAACCGAUGCGCAGGAAAAAUUAUGAGAGGCAUCUGUUCAGGCAAAUACUGCAAAAGUCGGAAGAGAGGUUUGCUGAUUUUGUUCUUCGCUUACGUAUUCAGGCUAAGCGUUGUGAAUUCGACAAGUACGAUGCCAGAGAGGUUGAGGAAAGGAUUAUUGAACAAAUUGUGGAGGGAUGUAGAUCAACAGAGUUACGGCGCAAUAUCUUGGCCAAAGAUUUGAGACUAGAAGACAUCAUAACGCUUGGGACUACAUUGGCGGAUGUGCAGGAACAGAUGAAGCAUCUGGAUCGCAAUGAUGCGAAGCCGUCAAGCGGAGGAGGCAAUCAUUUUGGGGUGAAUCCAGUGUUCAAAAAGGCACCGGCAUCCAGAUGGAACACCACUGGAAUCCAACGUGAUAGAAAUCCUCACAGUUGGGUCCCGGCAGCAAAAUCGUUCAACUCAACGGACCGGAAAUGCUUUGCUUGCGGAUAUAGAGGUCAUCUGAAGGGAGAUUCUACUUGUCGGGCAAAAGGUGCCAAAUGUCUGAAGUGCGGGCAGCUGGGACAUUUUAUGAAUCGGUGCUUGAAGCGCAUCAACCAGCCGGAUAUGACAAUUGAGAAACCAAAACGAAUCCGAUUGGUUGCAGAGGAGGAAGAACCGAAGGAAGGGAACAUCUUUUUCGCUAUGGGGAAUAACUUGUUCGAAUUCAUGGUGGGUGGUGUGAAAAUCCCCAUGAUCAUAGAUUCCGGGGCGGCUGCGAAUCUUAUCGACAAAGCUACAUGGGAACGAGUUCGGAAGACAGGAAUGAAGAUUAAAGAAUAUUGGGCGAAACCGGACAAGAAUUUGCUUGCGUACGCUACGAAGGAACCGAUGGAAAUUGUGGGUAUGUUCACGGCCGAAGUCCAAGCGGGUUCGAUUAAGACGGAUGCUAAAUUCUACAUCGUCGAACACGGACAGCACUGUUUGCUGGGAGACAGCACAGCAAAGGAGCUGAAAGUGCUAAGAGUCGGAUUUGAUAUUGGAUCAGUUGGAACGGCCAAAGACGUAUUCCCAAAAAUAAAAGGAGUUCUAGUUGAGAUCCCGAUCAACAGGAAGGUUCAACCAGUGCAGCAGGCGUAUCGCCGAGCGCCAAUUCCCUUGGAAGAACGGAUUUUUGAGAAGCUGCAGUAUCUUUUGGAAAAGGACAUAAUUGAGAAAGUAGAAGGCCCAUCAGUGUGGGUGUCACCACUGGUUCCCAUUCUGAAGGAGUCGGGAGAUGUCAGGCUAUGUGUGGACAUGCGGCAAGCGAAUCGGGGUGUGCUUCGAGAACAUCAUCCGUUCCCGCUGAUCGAAGAACUGCUCGGAAGGGUAAAUGGAGCGGUGAAAUUUUCAAAGGUUGAUGUUAAGGACGCUUAUCAUCAGCUAGAAUUGUCGGAAGAUUCGCGGGUGAUCACUACGUUUAUAACGAAGUACGGCUUGUUUAGAUAUAAACGCCUAAUGUUCGGUAUUAGUUGUGCGCCUGAGAUCUUCCAGAAAGUCAUGGACACGAUUGUGGCAGGUCUGGAAGGAGUCAUUGUUUAUUUGGACGACGCGAUGGUUUUCGGUAGAACACCACACGAGCAUGACCAAAGGCUUAAGGCGUUGCUUGCUCGUUUCGAAGAAUACGGGGUCUUACUGAACAAGGAAAAGUGUUCAUUCAAUGUGGACAGCCUGGAGUUUCUUGGCCAUCGAUUAACCCCGGAAGGCAUCAAACCAACGGACAGUCGAGUUACAUCAAUAACUAAGUUUCGAGAGCCUGAGAAUGUAGGAGAGUUGAGAAGUUUUUUGGGUUUGGUGACCUAUGUUGGUCGAUUUAUACCACAUCUGGCCACCAGAACCGAUCCACUCCGAGCUUUAUUGCGGACUGGAAAUAAGUUUGUUUGGUCAGCGAAGGAACAGGCAGCGUUCGAUGAGAUCAAAGCAGCGGUUUCCGACAUCAAUAAUCUUGGGUUUUUCGAUCCUCAGGAUCUCAGUAUACUUGUCACUGAUGCUAGUCCAUCCGGACUUGGAGCGGUCUUGCUUCAAGAAGAUGCAAAAGGAGAAAGGAGAAUUAUUGCAUAUGCGAGCAAGUCUUUAUCCGAAUUGGAACGAAAAUACUUCCAGACCGAACGGGAAGCUCUUGGUCUAGUUUGGGGCGUAGAACAUUUUCGUCUCUACCUAGUUGGAACCAAGUUUAAAUUGGUGACAGACUGCAAACCCUUGCAAUUUUUGUUCAGUCGUCGUUCUAAGCCCUGUGCACGGAUAGAACGUUGGGUACUUCGGCUACAGUCUUUCGAUUACGAGGUGGUUUACGAACCUGGAAUUACUAACCUAGCGGAUGCUCUAUCGAGACUUUCACCGUCGGAACCCAAAAGCUUUGAUGACGAAGGAGAAGAAUAUAUUCAGUUGAUCAUAAAAUCGCCAGCUCCAAUAGCAGUGGCUCCAGAGGAGAUCGUCUCAGAAUCGCAAAAAGAUGAACAAAUCAAGGAGGUGAUUAAAGCGCUGAAUAACGGUAGUUGGGCGGAUUUUUCCAAGGAGUUCAAGCCGUAUGCUGCAGAGUUAUACCAGUCAGCAGGAGUAUUGCUGCGAGGUGAUCGGAUUGUCAUUCCAAAAUCGUUACGCCAACGUGUUUUGGAGCUUGGCCAUGAAGGCCAUCCCGGUAUAGUAGUUAUGAAGCGACGGUUACGGCAGAAGGUGUGGUGGCCAGGACUGGAUUCGGAAGUAGAACAACUGGUGAAACGCUGUAAGGAAUGCCUACUUGUAUCAUCAGCAGGACCUCCAGAACCACUAGUGCGAACGAAGAUGCCGGACAAGCCAUGGGUGCACAUUGCGAUAGAUUUUAUGGGGCCGCUUCCUUCAGGCCACAACCUGCUGGUUAUGGUGGACUACUUCAGUCGAUUUGUAGAGGUUGCCAUCAUGAAGGAAAUAACAGCGAAACUAACGGUACAGGCACUGCAUGAAUGCUUCUGUCGUUAUGGCAUACCAGAGUCCAUCAAAUCGGACAACGGUCCACAGUUUACGAGUGAUGUACUGCACGAGUUUUGCAAAGAAUAUGGAAUUGAACUACGGAAGACAACACCCUAUUGGCCGCAAGCGAACGGGGAAGUAGAGAGAGCCAAUCGUGCUCUAAAGAAACGGUUACAGAUAAGCCAGGAGACAGCAGGAGCCGAUUGGAAAUGGGAUCUAAGAAUGUACAUUCUUAUGUAUAAUUCUACACCCCACUCAACAACUGGAGUAGCACCAUCCUUACUGAUGUUUGGAAGAGUUUUGCGUGACAAAUUACCGGCAGUUCCACUCACGGGUUUGAAGUUAGUUGAGGACGUCCAAGAUCGGGACCGCGAAAAAAAGGAAAAGGAAGCGAAAUACGCGGAUAUACGACGACGAGCGAAACCGAACGCGCUCAAAGAGGGGGACGUAGUAUUGGCGAAGAGAAUAACGAAAGACAACAAACUCGCAACUAACUUCAGUCCGGAAGAGUUAAUCGUAUUGCAACGCAAGGGAGCGGACGUUACACUACAUUCUAACGAAACCGGAAGAACGUUCCAUCGAAACGUCUCGCAAUUGAAACGAAUGGAAGUUGGAUCAAGGGACAACCCGACAGGUUCAGAAAUCCUUGAACACAUCCCGAAGCUACAUCCAGAAACUUCAACUUCAGCAGAAUUGCCAGAUUCGUCAGCAGGUGUGACGUCGACGGGAAGACCUCGCCGUGAAAGCAAGCAACCGCAAUACUUGAGUGACUAUAGAUUGGGGACAGUUACAGACUAUCCAGAAAGGGGGGAGAUGUAG